AUGACGUUCUCGGCCGAUAUCGAUGCGGCUGUGCAGGAGAUCCAGCGCGUAUGCCCUGGUGUUGCUUCGGAUGAGGCUGCUCUGGCAUCUCUGCUGCUGUCAAAGAGUGUAGAGCAGCGCUGCCUGAUUUGGUGGCGCUACCGCACCCUGUACAAACAGAGCUUGACGGUGUGGAUAAAGAGCACGAGCGACUAUGGCGUUCUGCUGAAGAUGCUCGCAAGUCCUUUGGAGCAAGUGGAAGCUGAGAUCCUACAAAAGGCGACAAAGGGAUUGGGCACAACGGAGGAGUGGAUCUACCCGGUCGUGAUGGCUCGCACAAAUGCUUAG
This is a messenger RNA of Peronospora belbahrii, 327 nucleotides long. The record is from the annotation of a GenBank genome assembly. NCBI's taxonomy places the organism in Eukaryota, Oomycota, Peronosporomycetes, Peronosporales, Peronosporaceae.